GCGGAACCAGCAGCAAGAUGAGGGGCUCAGAUCUUCAUGUCCAGGAGUCUAUAUUUAGCCUGUAAUCUGUUGAGCUCAUUAAAGGACUGACGGAGGAAGAGGAGGAAGAUCUGAUUAAUGACGGAUCUGUGUUCUGAUCCAUCCUGACGUCUCUGACCCGGUUCCGGUUCUGCAGUACCAUGCUGACCCCGCUGUUCCGAGCCCACGGCCUCCUGGUGGCCUCCCAUCCCUGGGAGGUGAUCGUGGGGACGGUGACCCUCACCAUCUGCAUGAUGUCCAUGAACAUGUUCACUGGGAACGACCAGAUCUGUGGAUGGAACCUGGACUGUCCCAAGCCAGAGGAGGAAGUGCUGAGCAGUGACAUCAUCAUCCUGACCAUCACACGCUGCAUCGCCAUCAUCUACAUUUACUUCCAGUUCCAGAGUUUAAGGCAGCUGGGAUCCAAAUAUAUUCUGGGCAUCGCCGGUCUGUUCACCAUAUUCUCCAGCUUUGUUUUCAGCACCGUCGUCAUUCACUUCUUCGAUAAAGAACUCACCGGCCUCAAUGAGGCCCUGCCCUUCUUCCUGCUCCUCAUCGACCUCUCCAAAGCCUGCGCUCUUGCCAAGUUUGCCCUAAGCUCCAGUUCUCAGGAUGAAGUCAGGAACAACAUUGCUUCUGGCAUGGCUGUGCUGGGUCCCACCUUCACGUUGGAUGCUCUGGUGGAGUGUUUGGUGAUCGGCGUGGGAACCAUGUCAGGUGUGCGGCAGCUGGAAAUCAUGUGUGGCUUUGGAUGCAUGUCUGUGUUGGCCAACUACUUUGUGUUCAUGACCUUCUUUCCUGCAUGUGUCUCUCUGGUCCUGGAGUUGUCCCGUGAGAGCCAGGAGGGCCAUCCGAUCUGGCAGCUAAGCCACUUCUCCAGGGUGAUGGAAGAGGAGGACAAUAAACCCAACCCUGUGACCCAGAGAGUCAAAAUGAUCAUGUCUCUGGGUCUGGUGAUGGUUCAUGCCCACAGCCGCUGGAUCUCCAAGCCUCUGUCCAACCCCAUGGCAGAACUCCCCCAGGUGGGCAUAGAGCUGGAUCACCUUUCACCCAGGAGGAUCGAGCCGGAGACGUCGCUGUGGCACUUCUACCUGAGCAGGAUGAUAACUAUGGACGUGGAACAGGUCAUCUGUCUGACUUUGGCCCUGCUGCUCGCUAUCAAAUACAUCUUUUUUGAACAAGUGGAGGUGGAGUCUACGCUAUCACUAAGGAAACCCAGUGCACCAUAUCCAGCACACACUGAAACCUGCUGCAUGAAGGAGCUGCCUGCUGCCACGACCUCCGCUGCUACACCCCCCGCUACUACACCCUCCACUGACACACCCUCCACUGCUGCUCCUGUUAACAUGGUGCAGAAAGAUGAAGUUAUCCGACCACUUUCUUCCUCCUCUGCUGAUUGUCAGCAGAAGAGCUUCUUCAUCACUGAAGAAGAAGAAGAGGUCAAACCUGAGACAGCUCCAUCUGAGUUCUCCCCACAGCCAAGAGGACUGGAUGACUGUGUUACCAUCCUCAACAAUCCUGAGCUGGGACCCCGUUUCCUCAGUGAUGUUGAAGUAAUGCUGCUGGUGACCUCCAAACACAUCCCUGCAUACAAACUGGAGGCUGUGAUGGAGACACCAGAAAGAGGAGUGUCAAUACGAAGACAGAUGAUCUCGACCAAACUGUCCUGCAGCUCCGCCCUCUCCUCUCUGCCAUAUACCGACUACGAUUACUCUAAGGUUGUAGGAACCUGCUGUGAGAAUGUGAUUGGUUACAUACCUGUCCCAGUGGGCGUGGCUGGGCCACUACAUCUGGAUGGGAAGCAGUUCCAGGUUCCCAUGGCAACAACAGAAGGAUGUUUGGUGGCAAGCACAAACCGUGGUUGUCGAGCAAUCGCACUCAGUGGUGGAGCCAGCAGCUGCAUCCUGGCGGACAGCAUGACUCGAGGACCCGUGGUCAGGUUGCCAUCUGCCUGCAGGGCUGCCCAGGUCAAAGCCUGGCUGGAGAGUUCAGAUGGUUUUCAGACAAUCAAAGAAGCUUUCGACCACACCAGCAGGUUUGCUCGGCUUCAGAAACUUCUGGUCUGUCUGGCUGGAAGAAAUCUUUACAUCCGUUUCCACUCCAGAACCGGUGAUGCAAUGGGAAUGAACAUGAUCUCCAAGGGUACUGAACAUGCUCUCAGCGUCCUGCAGCAGCGCUUUCCUGAGCUGCAGCUGGUUUCCAUCAGCGGUAACUUCUGCACCGACAAAAAACCAGCUGCCAUAAACUGGAUUGAAGGCAGGGGCAAGUCUGCCGUCUGCGAGGCCACCAUACCUGCCAAGGUGGUCAGAGAGGUUCUUAAAACGACCACGGAGGCUCUGAUAGAAGUCAACAUCAGUAAAAACUUGGUGGGUUCGGCCAUGGCGGGCAGCAUUGGGGGCUUUAACGCACAUGCAGCCAACCUGGUAGCCGCCAUCUACAUCGCCUGUGGACAGGACCCGGCCCAGACCAUUGGCAGCAGCAGCUGCAUCACUUUGAUGGAGCCGUCAGGACCAACAGGGGACGACCUUUACAUCAGCUGCACCAUGCCCUCCAUAGAGCUGGGCACUGUGGGAGGGGGCACCAACCUGCCUCCCCAGCAAGCCUGCCUUCAGAUGCUGGGAGUGCAGGGAUCCAGUUUGGACUCUCCAGGUGAAAACGCCCGUCAGCUGGCCAGGAUCGUGUGUGCAACAGUGUUGGCUGGAGAACUGUCCCUGAUGGGAGCUCUGGCUGCAGGACACCUGGUCCAGAGUCACAUGAUUCACAACAGGUCUAAGGUGGACCUCACUAGGACUUCAGAAACCAGGACCAGAGCAGCUGAACGGGAACCAAUCAAUCAUCAAUAAAACAUGGUCUCAGAACCAUCCAGAGAGUCAAGCAUGUCUUCUGACCCACAGAUUAGAACCUGGACCACGGGUCAGCACCUGAACCGUGUCCAGAUUCUGACCCAUGCUACAGGUUCUGACCCACAAUCCAGGACCCACGUGGGCAGGAACAGGAGCCAACAGCAGGAUGUGCUCUGCAGCCGCCAUCUUUAAUUUUUUCCUCUCAAUGUUAAAAAGUUCUGAAUAAAAAGUUUUCUGACA
This is a messenger RNA of Melanotaenia boesemani (Boeseman's rainbowfish), 3101 nucleotides long. RefSeq names its product 3-hydroxy-3-methylglutaryl-coenzyme A reductase-like. Gene Ontology annotation, biological process: sterol biosynthetic process; coenzyme A metabolic process; isoprenoid biosynthetic process. Lineage: Eukaryota; Metazoa; Chordata; Actinopteri; Atheriniformes; Melanotaeniidae. The coding region runs from base 180 to 2861 and encodes 893 amino acids. The transcript has 20 exons. The record is from RefSeq and is a predicted model, not a curated record. Gene Ontology annotation, molecular function: hydroxymethylglutaryl-CoA reductase (NADPH) activity; protein binding; NADP binding. Gene Ontology annotation, cellular component: peroxisomal membrane; endoplasmic reticulum membrane.